GAUGGAUUAGAUGCUUUGGUAUAUGACUUGGAUUUUCCUGCCUUAAGAAAAAACAAAAACAUUGAUAACUUCUUAAACAGGUAUAAAGACACAGUAAAUAAAAUGAGAGAUCUGCGCAUGAAAGCUGAAGAUUAUGAAGUGGUGAAGGUGAUUGGUAGAGGCGCAUUUGGGGAGGUUCAGUUGGUAAGACAUAAAUCCUCAAGGAGAGUGUAUGCUAUGAAGCUUCUGAGCAAAUUUGAGAUGAUAAAAAGAUCGGAUUCUGCAUUCUUCUGGGAAGAAAGGGAUAUUAUGGCUUUUGCUAACAGUCCUUGGGUUGUCCAG
This is a messenger RNA of Phaethon lepturus (White-tailed tropicbird), 321 nucleotides long. Its product is annotated as rho-associated protein kinase 1-like. Gene Ontology annotation, biological process: regulation of cell junction assembly; mitotic cytokinesis; embryonic morphogenesis. The annotation marks the transcript as partial. Gene Ontology annotation, cellular component: cytoskeleton; cytoplasmic stress granule; cytoplasm. Lineage: Eukaryota; Metazoa; Chordata; Aves; Phaethontiformes; Phaethontidae. The record is from RefSeq and is a predicted model, not a curated record. The transcript has 3 exons. Gene Ontology annotation, molecular function: Rho-dependent protein serine/threonine kinase activity; ATP binding.